AUGCGGGUGGCAAGAGAUGUAGCGGGCCGGGGGCGGAGCGAGGGGGGUGACGUUGCGUGCGUCAUUGCGCAUGCAGGUGGCGGGCUGGGGGCGGGGUGGGAGAUGAUGUCUUUGUGCGUCAUGGCGCACGCUGUGGCUAUCACGCCUCUGGUAGGGCGGGCGCAGGGAAGGUGUACUGGAGCCCUCACAGCGGGCGGAGGACUCGAAGGAACCAUGUGUUGGUUCCUACGCACAGUGCUGGCCGCAGGCCUUCUGCGGGCUGCCGGGCGUCCGUGCUGGCGCUGCGCGGUGCGCCUGCUCCCAGGGCCCGCGGGCGGCCGGGCCGUGGACGGGCCCUCCUCCUGGCUUGUGCGGCGUUGCCGGCCGGGCCUGCUACCGCUGGUGGCAGCCCUCUCCUGGUUCUCGAAGCCCGCUGCUGCCGGGGAGGAGAAGCAGCGAGCGGGUGAGUCCUCUACACAGGACGCGUCCGAGGCGACGGAGGCCGAGAUCAUUGAGCUGUUGAAGCGAGCCAAGUUGAGCAUCAUGAAGGAUGAACCAGAGGAGGCUGAGCUAAUCUUGCAUGAUGCUCUCCGUCUUGCACACCAGAGUGGUAACCACAAGGCCAUCACCUACACUUACGAUUUGAUGGCCAAUUUAGCAUUCAUACGUGGUCAGCUUGAAAAUGCAGAAAAACUUUUUAAAGCAACAAUGAGUUACCUGCUUGAAGGGGGCAUGAAACAGGAAGACAAUGCAAUAAUAGAAAUCUCCUUAAAGUUGGCCAGUAUCUAUGCUGCUCAGAAUAGACAAGAAUUUGCUCUUGCCGGCUAUGAAUUCUGCAUUUCGACUCUAGAGGAGAAGAUGGAAAGAGAAAAGGACCUGGCAGAAGAUGUUAUGUCAGCGGAAGAGAAAGCCAAUACCCACCUUCUUCUUGGCAUGUGCUUAGACACCUAUGCCCGUUAUCUUCUGUUUGCCAAGCAGCCAUCACAGGCACUAAAGAUGUAUGAAAAAGCUUUGCAGAUUUCUGAAGAAAUACAAGGAGAAAGACACCCACAGACCAUUGUACUGAUGAAUGACCUUGCUACUACUCUGGAUGCACAAGGGCAUUUUGAUGAGGCUUUCAUUUAUGUGCAGAGGGCAUCAGAUCUGGCCAGACAGACCAGACAUCCGGAGUUACACAUGGUACUCAGCAACUUAGCGGCUAUUUUGAUACACAGAGAACGAUAUGCACAAGCCAGAGAGAUCUACCAGGAAGCGCUGAAGCAAGCAGAGCUGAAAAAAGACGAGCUUUCCAUACAGCACAUCAGGGAAGAGCUGGCUGAGCUGUCAAGAAAAACUGCUUUGUUGGGAUUACUGAAAAUGACAUUUUUCACUCCAAAUUUUAUUGAAGAAGUUUGA
Elephantulus edwardii (Cape elephant shrew) is the source of this 1374-nucleotide messenger RNA. It is a transcript of the gene TTC19, whose product is annotated as tetratricopeptide repeat domain 19. The transcript has 11 exons. Lineage: Eukaryota; Metazoa; Chordata; Mammalia; Macroscelidea; Macroscelididae. Gene Ontology annotation, molecular function: protein binding. Gene Ontology annotation, cellular component: mitochondrial inner membrane. Gene Ontology annotation, biological process: mitochondrial respiratory chain complex III assembly. Bases 1 to 1374 code for a protein of 457 amino acids. The record is from RefSeq and is a predicted model, not a curated record.